Molecule: messenger RNA, 588 nt
Organism: Nestor notabilis (Kea)
Lineage: Eukaryota; Metazoa; Chordata; Aves; Psittaciformes; Psittacidae
Product: neuroblastoma suppressor of tumorigenicity 1-like
Biological process (GO): animal organ morphogenesis
Molecular function (GO): receptor ligand activity; BMP binding
Source: RefSeq, a predicted model, not a curated record
GUAGGACUUUGGCAGAGCUGGCCAUGAUGUUAUGGUUCGUGGUCGGGGCCCUCCUGCCAGCGCUGCUCCUGGCUGCGCCCCCCCCCAUCAACAAGCUCGCCCUCUUCCCCGACAAGAGCGCUUGGUGCGAGGCCAAGAACAUCACCCAGAUCGUGGGGCACAGCGGCUGCGAGUCCAAGUCCAUCCAGAACAGGGCCUGUCUGGGACAGUGUUUCAGCUACAGUGUCCCCAACACCUUCCCUCAGUCCACAGAGUCCCUGGUUCACUGCGACUCCUGCAUGCCAGCACAGUCCAUGUGGGAAAUCGUGACACUGGACUGUCCAGGCAACGACGAGAUCCCCAGGGUGGACAAGCUGGUGGAGAAGAUACUUCACUGCAGCUGCCAGGCUUGUGGGAAAAAAGAGCCGAGCCACGAGGGAGCCCUGUUCAACGUCUACCUGAACGCGGAGGAGAACAUGCCCGCUGAGGGUCCCAGCCCCCAUCACUAUGCCCGCCACCACCAGCAGGAGGUGGAAGAACCUCCUGCCUCCAGCCACCACCACCACGAGGAGGAGGGUGACGAGUGACCUGGCCCUUGUGGACUGUCCU